Molecule: messenger RNA, 7560 nt
Organism: Salvelinus fontinalis (brook trout)
Lineage: Eukaryota; Metazoa; Chordata; Actinopteri; Salmoniformes; Salmonidae
Product: cAMP-specific 3',5'-cyclic phosphodiesterase 4C-like
Exons: 14
Coding region: 1011-3254 (747 amino acids)
Biological process (GO): signal transduction
Cellular component (GO): cytosol; nucleus; perinuclear region of cytoplasm
Molecular function (GO): 3',5'-cyclic-AMP phosphodiesterase activity
Source: RefSeq, a predicted model, not a curated record
ACCUCACAGUUCAACUGGUCCACACACAAACACACACAUGCUCAGGAAGGGAUCACUCACACAGACACACAAGACACAUUAUAUAGCAAGACUUGCACACAAGCGCACCUAUUGGGUUUUCGAGAGCGUCCAUGCGUAUUGCGAUGGCUACAGUUGUCAGAGGGAGUUGGGACUUGGUGGUGGAAGACGGGGUUUAGAAAAUGCGGAGGAGAGCAAGACAUUGACGAGGAGAUAUAAAGAACGCAGGGGGGAGAGUGUGAGAACUUUGAUCAAGCCUUCCUACAGAGAUUGUUAAAGAGAGCCAGACACAGGAAUGGAAAGGACAAAAUCAAGUUAGUUAACCUGCAUGUUUCAUUUUCACCUGCAUCCUGAUAGAAAAUAAAUUCAAUCUUGAAGGUUUAAGUUCUAAUCACACAGAGAGCUUAACUGAUGCUUCUACAUUUAAUAAUUUAGCAGACUUUAUUAUCCAGAGUGAGUACAUACAUUUUUCAAGCUGGUCCCACAUGGGAAUCGAACCCACAACUCUGGCGUUGCAAGUGCCAUGCUCUACCAACUGAGCCAACUGUUGAAUAUGCACUGGGUGACAAACUCAUCCAAGAAAAUUACAUUUUUUCCCCCUCCCACAACCACGUAUGAGGAUGUCCCCCGGUAGAAAAAUGUUGACUUUUUGAAAAAACACAGCAGCUUUUCAAGAGGAGGAUUUUUCAAUGUUUUUGACAGGAGGAAUGUUGGUGGGAAAUACCAAGGAGGAUUUUCCUCAAAGCCUUUCUCCCAGAUUCUCGCUGAGAUUCUCUUGCCGUUUUGGCUUUUCUUGUUGUUGCGGCGUCUUCGGUCCUCUCUGUUUGACAUAUCAUUCAUUUGAGUGGCAAUGGGAGCCAGGUGCGGCGUGAAGAAAGCAACAGGGUCGCGAGAAAGGAGACUGGCAAGAGAACCACAGCUGUCAAAAGAGGAAGGAAACAAAGAAAAGCAGAAGUAGAAAGAAAGAGCAGAGAAAAAAAGGGGGAAGAAAUAUGAGUUUGCCAACAAACUGUGUACUCCUGGCCCCCUCCUCGGACCGGUCGUUCAAAGUGCGGAAUGGGAAUAUCUGUGGAUCCCUGUGCGCAGUCAACCGGCCCAUUGACAUUGUGCAGAAGCGCAGGCGCUUUGAUGUGGAGAAUGGGCUGUCGGUGGGGCGCAGUCCCCUGGACCCCCAGGUCAGCCCCAGCUCCGGCCUGGUCCUACAGGCCAACUACCCCCACAGCCAGCGCCGCGAGUCCUUCCUCUAUCGCUCCGACUCAGAUUUCGACCUCUCGCCCAAAGCCAUGUCCCGCAACUCCUCCACGGCCAGUGAGCUACAUGGAGAAGACAUGAUUGUGACACCAUUUGCACAGGUGCUUGCCAGUCUCCGAACAGUCAGAAGCAAUUUUGCCUACAUAACUCAUCUGCAAGAUCGGCCCAACAGGCGGCCAUCAGGCAGCAACCCUCCCUCCAUACCUACCCACACCAAGUCAAGCAUAACAGAGGAGCCGUACCAGAAGCUGGCCAUGGAGACGCUGGAGGAGCUGGACUGGUGUCUGGACCAGCUGGAGACCCUGCAGACCCGUCACUCAGUCAGUGAAAUGGCUUCCAACAAGUUCAAAAGGAUGUUGAACAGAGAGCUCACCCAGUUGUCAGAAACCAGCCGGUCAGGAAACCAAGUCUCAGAGUUUAUCGCCAACACUUUCCUAGAAAAGCAGCAUGAUGUGGAGAUUAUGUCUGGGCCUCCUAAGGAGAAAGACAAGAAGAAGAAGAGGCCCAUGUCCCAGAUCGUUGCGGUGAAGAAGCCUGCCCUCAGCCCCAGCCUCGCCCCCACCCAGAUCCCCCGUUUCGGGGUCACCACCCUCCAGGAGGGCUUAUUGGCCACGGAAUUUGAGGAGAUCAACAGAUGGGGUCUAGAUAUUUUCAAGAUAGCUGAAUACUCGGGGAAUCGACCUUUGACGGUGGUCAUGUACUCCAUUUUCCAGGAGCGAGAGCUGCUGAAAAACUUUAAGAUCCCAGCCGACACCUUCAUCACCUUCAUGAUGACCCUGGAGGACCACUACCACGCCGACGUGGCCUACCACAACAACAUCCACGCUGCCGACGUGGUACAGUCCACCCACGUUCUCCUCUCCACCCCCGCCCUGGAGGCUGUCUUCACUGACCUGGAGAUCAUGGCUGCUCUGUUUAGCAGUGCUAUACACGACGUAGAUCACCCCGGAGUGUCCAACCAGUUCCUCAUCAACACAAAUUCUGAGCUGGCUCUGAUGUACAACGACGCUUCUGUCCUGGAGAACCACCACCUGGCUGUGGGCUUCAAGCUGCUACAGGAGGACAACUGUGACAUCUUCCAGAGCCUCAGCAAGAAACAGAGACAGUCCCUCAGGAAGAUGGUCAUCGACAUGGUGUUGGCCACUGACAUGUCCAAGCACAUGAACUUCCUGGCUGACCUGAAGACAAUGGUGGAGACCAAGAAGGUGACCAGUCUUGGAGUGCUGCUGCUGGACAACUACUCAGACCGCAUCCAGGUCCUUCAGAACAUGGUUCACUGUGCUGACCUCAGUAACCCCACCAAGCCUCUGGAGGUCUACCGUAAGUGGACCGACCGCAUCAUGGUGGAGUUCUUCACCCAGGGGGACAGGGAGCGGGACAAGGGAAUUGAGAUCAGCCCUAUGUGUGACAAACAUAACGCCUCCGUCGAGAAGACCCAGGUAGGAUUCAUAGACUACAUCGUCCACCCUCUUUGGGAGACGUGGGCUGACCUGGUCCACCCUGACGCACAGGAGAUCCUGGAUACCCUGGAGGACAACCGGGAGUGGUACCAAAGUAUGAUCCAGCGCAGUCCCUCACCCACCCUUGAGGACAGGGAUCUUGAUGGGGGGCCAGGAGCCCUGGAAGCCACAUCGGGGGGAUGCGCCUCCACAGGGGACAAGUUCCAGUUUGAACUCACCCUGGAGGAGCAGGAGGAGGAGGAGGGUGACUCAGACCUGGAGAGCCCCCCCGAGGAGGAGAAGUCACAGGGGGGAGAGCCCUCUAGGAAGACCCUGGCCCUGUCUCUAUCCCCAGAGCCCAGCAGCAGAUACCGGCCCACCUCCCCCCACCCUGGCCGGGCCCUCAGUCUGGCCACCAUGUCGGUUAGGAGCCCCGACCAUCUCAGAACGUUGGGCCCCGGGGUGGGCGCGGACGACAUAGGCGAUAGGGACAGAAAACUGGGCCAGGAAGGCAGUAGUGUAGCUUACCUACGGCUUGGCACGUAACACAAACCUUGGCCCUCCCUUCAACUCAUUCCAUCCCUGCCUUGGUUUGUGGGUCCCAGCAGCAAUUGGACAUGCAGGGUGGGCUUUUUAUCAAGUCUGUAAUGACAACAGUUCCUUUACACUGGAGACACCUUAACACUUUUAAUAUUGUAGAACAAGAAGUAACGUUUUAUUCUCUAUUUUCUUCUGUGUGCGAGAUAGGACUUUUUAGUCCUGCAUUCUGUAGUUGAUCCUGGGCGGAAAGUGUCUUAGACUCGAAGGUAGAGAACUGACCACAAGCUAACCAGCCUCACCAAUGUCUCCUGACGAAGCAAGGAAUUAUACUGAGAAAACAAUGUCUUCCUCAAAAUGAUGGAAUAUAGAUAUUCAAUGGAAUAUUGCAAGGAUUGUAAUGAUUUUACAGGGUCUUGGAACUUUUGCACCACACAUUUUGAAUUCAGUCAGCAUAAACUAGUAUAUUUUAUUUAGUUAGUCUCUGAGAAUUCUGUGAAUGUUUUACCAAAUCCAGUAUGUACCUGAAUAGUGAGAGAAUUGUAACUUAAACCUCAGGGUAUAAAGAGAUAUAAAUUAUUUUAAUGUAGCACGGACUUCUUGGGUACCCCUUAACUGAGACUGCCUGUUUAGAGUUGUGUUACUGAUGACAAACAGCUCUUAGAACCUUACUGCUUCAAGUUAUGCAAAAAUACAUAUUUAUUUGUCUGGCGACCUCUAUUGAUCUCAAUUGAAAGUUCAUUAAUGAGUUUGAGAACUAAAGCAAUUUAAAUAUAAAAUGAACAGUACCAGUAAAUUGUAUUUCAAAAAUCCCGAAGUACUAUGGUUGAUUGAGGUACCCAAUACAAGUUGUUUUAAAUCUAGACUAACACCGCUUACACUCAUGUUUGUAAAGUUGUAUUUGUUUCUAUGUGAUCAUGUUUUACGUUGUCACAUUUUCCAUUUGAUUUGAAAUGGUUCCGUUUUGUUAUAUAUAUUGGGUAUGUCCUCACUAUGGGUGUAUUCAUUUCACUGACUCUGUUGCAAAACGUUUUGCAACAAACCGUUUACUCCAAAUGGAAAACUGGUUUCUACUGGAAAAAUUCAGGUAGGUCUCUCCCAGUUUUGUUCAGUUUGCUUUGGUAAACGAUUUCCUUUGCAAGACGUAACGAACACACCCCAGGUCUGUUUGUCUCUGAGCUUUGUAAGCAUCAUUAUCAGGGUGUCUCCACCAUACAGUAGCACUUUACAGUUUUUGUUGUAGAGGAAGCCCAUUCAGGUAUAAAGAGCUUGAGCCAAACCAUGAUUUUAGUGGACAGCCAUGGAAGGCUGUAGUUCCUGUCCAGAAACAACCCCUAGGCCUAACACCUAGAGCUGAGAGGAAUGGAUAGGUGUAAGCAAUAGGGAGAAAAUUCCACCUAGCAGAGGGUGAGGUGGAGACAUUGUCAUGCAGCGGGGCAUGCAGUCAAAAAUGUGAUAUCCUCUGUUUUAUAUAUACAUUUCAACACUGAGGUUGGAAUAAUACUGUGAAAUUGUGACAAUUAUGAUUAUGCACUUUAACAGCUAGUUCAGGUUACACAUCCCUCCCAUUAGGCUCCUCGGACCACUCUGACAGUCCUAGCUAAAUUCUUGCUGGAGAAAUGGUAUUUUGCUAAGCCAUUUGUUUCUUUUUGAGAAUUUUAGUUGAAAAUGAUCACAGUAAGGUUCUUAAUUGUUACCCAGAAAUGAUUUGAUAUUGAGAUAAAAACGGCUGCAUUGAACCUUUUAAACCUAUAAAAUCCUGUCAGAUCUCCACAAGUGUCGAAGGGUUAGUGGUUGUUCCUGAACAGGGCCGCAGUGUGGACUAAUUAGGGCUUAUUCAGUAGUGUGUGAUGCUUUGAAAGUAGCAGAUAGAAAUGCAAUGAACAGCGUUGAUAUUAUUCCCUGUAGUACACAACAGAAAAUCAUGUCUGGUUUACACAAUACUGUCCAUUCUGUAUUGACAUUGGAUACUUUUUCAUUUGCCUGAAUAAGCCCCUAAUGUCUUGUUUGAUUUGUUCUUGAGGGAAACUAGUUUAUAGGGAAAAUUGUGACAAAAAUCUUUGGAAUUUGCGCAAAAGCUUCUGCCAACCUAAGUCCUUAUGAAAUGUUGAACAAAGUUCUCUCUGAACUGUUGAUUGUAAUCAUGUCAAAGUUUGACUUUAAAAUGUGUUGAGUUUCAUCAAUUAUCAGUUAGAAUUAUGCUAUAAUUUUAAUGGAAAUUGUAAUACCUUGACUUUAUGUUGGAUGUAAUGCUUUGAUGUAGAGCUCUAUUCAAUUCGUAUUGCAGAAGUUCAGCGUUACAGCGUGAUUGGAAUUUAAAGGCAAUGUUCCUGUAUAACGGAGACUGCACGGUAAACGCUGCAUAUGUCGGCUCAAUCAGAAAUUACCUUCAUAUCAUGUAAUCUGUAACGCUUCAGCGAUACAGAUUGAACAGAGAGCCCUUAUGCUCUUCACAGGGCUAUAGCUUUUACCUACAGUAUGUGAAUGUUAAUUUCUAUUAUUGCAUUCGCUGAUUGCACCCUAAUUUAAGUUAAACCAAUACUGUACAACUUAACUAGCCCCUGCCAAAUAUAAGUACACUGAACAAAAAUUGUUUUCCAUAUGCACAAAAGGCUUCUCAAAUUUCUAAAUCCCUGUUAGCGAGCAUUUCUCCUUUGCCAAGAUAAUCCUGACAGGUGAGGCAUAUCAAGAAGCUGAUUAAAUGGCAUGAUCAUUACACAGGUGCACCUUGUGUUGGGCACAAUAAAGGCCACUCUAAAAUGGAGUUCUCACAACACAAUGUCACACAAGUUUAGAGGGAGUGUGCGCAAUUGGCAUGCUGACUGCAGUAACGUCCAACAGAGCUGUUGCCAGAGAAUUUAACGUUAUUUCUCUACCAUAAGCCGCCACCAACGUCAUUUUAGAGAAUUUGGCAGUACGUCCAACGGGCCUCACAACCGUACACCACGUGUAACUACGCCAGACCAGGACCGCCACAUCCGGCUUCUACACCUGUAGGAUCGUCUGAGACCAGCCACCCGGACAGCUGAUUCCACUGGCACGCUGGAAAAGUGUGCUCUUCACAGAUAAAUCCCAGUUUCAACUUUAUCUGGCAGAUGGUGUCGUGUGGGUGAGCGAUUUGCAGAUGUCAACGUUGUGAACAAAGUGCCCCAUGGUGGCAGUGGAGUUAUGGUAUUUGCAGGCAUAAGCUACAGACAACGAACACAAUUGCAUUUUAUCGAUGGCAAUUUGAAUGCACAGAAAUACUGUGAUGAGAUCCUGAGGGCCAUUGUCGUGCCAUUAAUCCGCCGCCAUCACCUCAUGUUUCAGCAUGAUAAUGCAAGGAUCUGUACAUAAUUCCUAGAAGCUGAAAAUGUCCCAGUUCUUCCAUGGCCUGCACAGUCACCAGAAAUAUCACACAUUGAGCAUAUUUGGGAUGCUUCGCACAGCUGAAAAGUGGGAUAACGUUCCACAGGCCACAAUCAACAGCCUGAUCAACUCUAUGCAAAAGGAGAUGUCGCGCUGCAUCAGGCAAAUGGUCACACCAGAUCCAGACUGGUUUUCUGAUCCACAGCCCUAUUUUAUUUUUUAAAGGUAUCUGACCAAUUGCUGCAUAUCUGUAUCCCCAAAUCAUGUGAAAUGCAUAGAUUAGGUCCUAAUUAAUUAAUUUAAAUGGACCCGAUUUCCUUUUAUGAACUAACUCAGUAAAUUCUUUGAAAUUGUUGCGUUUUAUAUUUUUGUUCAGUGCAUAUAAAAAUCACUGAACUAUCCUUAAUGGAGAACUUUGAAAUCUGAAAAUAACAUCAACAAAAUUCAACAACAGCUCCAGCAUGGUAAACUUGCCUGGGAACUAACACUAAAGUAUUUCCCGCUUACUCUUUUCCUGGUAAGGCAGGGGGAAAAGUACACAAGUAUUCAUAAAUAUCUUGACCAUAUUCUAUUUACUCAUGUUUGGUCGUGAAUAAGCAAACAGCUAAAAUAAGAGCCUUAAAUUGUGACUGGAGAGGAGCUGAGCUUUAUUGUGGGUAAAACGUACAUAAAUCAGUGUCAUUCAGUGUUGAAUGUGUUGUCUGAGAAGUUCGAAUGGUGACUCUUCCUCCCUUUAUUGCUUUGCUGAAACUGACAUGGUAUACCAUUACGGUUAUUGUUCUGUGUCCUUUUUAUCCGCAAUGUUGGACAUUAGUAUAUUUGUCUGUCAAAAUGUAAGUACGGUAAGAUAAUUUUUCUGGAGACAAAAUAUUUCUUACAAAUUUGCUUAAUUUAACAAUAAUUUAAAAGUAAAUUUUUUAAACGUUUCUGGAGUUCAGUGAAAAUGCCAAUAAAUUAUGGAAACCUG